GAGCAGAGGUGUUCUCGGGCCGGACGAGCCCAUCCGGGUUGCUCCAUACACCCCUCCAGGAAGAGCAGCUGGGAAAAGAAGAGGGUGCUCUCCCAUCGAUGGAGCUCGGGACCCCCAAUCAGGAGAAGCCCCCGCCGGGGGCUCUGGCUGCGGAUCCGCAGGUGCCGGCGGCCCGUGGCUGCCGGAAAUUAUGCCGAUUCUUUCCUUCCUACUUCUGGGCAGAGGCAAAGAAGAUUUUGCUGUUGGCAGGGCCACUGACGCUCAUCCAGCUGUUGGUGUUCAUGAUCCACGUCGUCAGCACCAUCUUCUGCGGCCACCUCGGCAGGGUUGAGCUGGCUUCCGUCACCCUCGCCAUCGCGGUUAUCAACGUGACGGGCAUCUCUGUUGGGUUUGGGUUGUCUUCAGCCUGCGAUACGUUGAUAUCCCAGACGUAUGGUGGAAAGAACAUGAAACGAGUGGGAACCAUCCUCCAACGGGGUAUCCUGAUUCUGCUGCUCUCCUGCUUUCCCUGCUGGGCAAUUUUCAUCAACACCGAGCAGAUCCUCUUACUCAUCAGGCAGGACCCAGAUGUCUCCAGGCUCACACAGGUCUACGUCAUGAUCUUUAUCCCAGCACUUCCGGCUGCAUUCAUUUACCAAAUCCAGGCCAGAUACCUGCAGAACCAGAGGAUCAUCUGGCCAGAGGUCCUUUGCGGCAUCGCGGGGAACAUCGUCAACUUGAUUGCCAAUUACGUCUUUCUGCACGAGCUUCACAUGGGAGUCAAGGGCUCGGCCUGGGCGAACACCAUCGCCCAGUAUUCCCAAGCCAUCGCCCUCUUCCUGUACAUCAGGUGGAAGAAGCUGCACGCGGAAACCUGGGGAGGCUGGUCCACCGACUGCCUCCAAGAGUGGAACGUCUUCAUGGCCUUGGCAGUGCCCAGCAUGCUCAUGACUUGCAUCGAAUGGUGGACCUUCGAAAUCGGAAGCUUCCUGAUAGGUCUUCUGGGCGUCACCGAGCUGUCGGCCCAAUCCGUCAUCUACGAGGUGGCCACGGUGGUCUAUAUGAUUCCGUACGGGAUCAGUACCGCCGUCAGCGUCCAGGUUGGGAAUGCCCUAGGAGCCAACAACACCGAGGCCGCCCGGAAGUCUUCUGUGGUCGGCAUCCUGUGCACAGUGUGUUUUUUCCUCCUGAUGUGUGUGGUGCUGAGUUCGACAAAAGACAUCCUGGCGUAUGUUUUCACCAGCGACGAAGAGGUGAUCACGCUGGUGGCCUGGGUUAUGCCCGUCUACAUCGCCUUCCACCUGUUCGAAGCUCUUUGUGCCACGACCAGCGGAGUCCUGCGUGGGACCGGGAAGCAAAAGCUCGGCGCCAUCUUCAACGCCAUCGGAUACUACGGCGUGGGCCUGCCUCUGGGGAUCGUGCUGAUUUUCGUGGCCAGGAUAGGGAUGAUAGGCCUGUGGCUGGGCAUGCUGACCUGCACCGUCAUCCCUGGGGUGUGCUGCAUCACCUACAUCGCUCGGAUGGACUGGAAGAAGGUGGCCGAGGAGGCUCAGCACCGUGCAGGAUUGAUGCAGAAGCUGCCAGAGAAUGCAAACUCCACUCCCGAACCCCCGAAGAUAGUGCUGCCCUCUGGACCGUCGGACACACAGAACGGAGUCGUGCUCGUGAGCUUCACCGAGACGGGCGGGCCGACCUACCGGGAGGAAAGCACAGCGGGCUGCUCGACCGUCGGCAGAGUCCUGACAACCAAGGAGCUGCUCCUGCAUCGGGGCCUGGCCGUCGGGGCAGCUGUGGGCAUCCUGGCCGUGGGAGUGGCAGUUCGCGUCUUCACCGUUUGAGCUUAGGGGCCCGGCUU
Molecule: messenger RNA, 1834 nt
Organism: Varanus komodoensis (Komodo dragon)
Lineage: Eukaryota; Metazoa; Chordata; Lepidosauria; Squamata; Varanidae
Product: multidrug and toxin extrusion protein 1-like
Exons: 17
Coding region: 99-1817 (572 amino acids)
Biological process (GO): xenobiotic detoxification by transmembrane export across the plasma membrane
Cellular component (GO): membrane
Molecular function (GO): xenobiotic transmembrane transporter activity; antiporter activity
Source: RefSeq, a predicted model, not a curated record